CUUAGUUUGAAGCAUCAAAUUUGCUUCCCUUUUUAAGGCAAAGAAAAUAGAGUCACAAUUACAACGAGAGGCUGAUUCCGUUUGAAACAAUUUACACUAAUGCCGGAAAAUUCGCUUAAGCAACAUGCGCGUGAAAGAAAACAAAAACUUCUACUGCACUUCACCUAAGCCAUUUAUCCACCUUCAGAAUUAAAGAGUUAAAUUCAACCCUGAAAGCACGACUGCAAACUGUUCGACGAAAUGUCGCACUGGCUUACACUCCGUCCUGCUCCAGUUCAAUAUUUCAGGACAGUGUCAAUUCAAUCGAAGAAACCCGCCAAGAACUUCAAUCUCAGCAUUCGUAGUUGUUCUUCCGAUCCCGAAAAUAAAUACAAGUUAAUAGCAGAAGUUAAAGAGAAGCUCGGCAAAGAACAUAGUACGCUCCCAUUGGGCAAAUACGGACGAGAUGACGAAGAGAUGAUUAUGUGGUAUCUGAAGGAUCGGAAAUAUUCUGUCAAAGAUGCCGUCUCGAAAUUGAGUAAAGCAAUUAGAUGGCGUCAUGAAUUUGGUGUAUCUGAAUUGUCAGAAGAAUCGAUAAAAAAUGUAGCCGAAACGAGAAAGGCUUAUGUACACGACUUUCUUGAUGUAAAUGGCAGACCAGUGUUGAUAGUGGACGCGUCGAAGCAUAUUCCAGGGCAAUUCGAACAAUAUGAAGAUGAGAAGCUCUGUAUAUUUAUGAUCGAGAAGGCACUAAGCAAACUUCCAUCUGGAAAGCAGGAAAUACUUGCCGUAAUUGAUCUCCGAGGAUUUCGGACGCAAAAUGCCGAUAUUAAGUUCUUAACUUUUGUGUUUGACGCAUUAUACUAUUAUUACCCGAGGAGAUUGAGUCAAGUCCUUUUCGUGGAUGCGCCGUUUAUAUACAGACCAGUUUGGGAGCUGAUUAAGCCGUUGGUGAAAUCGUAUGCCUCACUGGUGAGAUUUUGCUCCGCGAAGACUGUCAAAGAGGAGUAUUUUGCAGCAGAUACUGUUCCACCUAACUUCAAGUAAUGAAACAGACGGGCUUUUUAGUUCUUUGAAAUAUGAAAUCGAGAGAUAUUCAGCACGGCUUUUUUGCCGAUGGAAAAUACGACUUACUGUUGCAUAUAUGUUCGUUAUACUUCGGUUAUCGUCUGUCUGUAUCUUUGCCUUUACCUGUUUUUGGCAGAGACAGGUAAAGCUUGUACAUUCGACAAUAUGCAAGCUUCGCAUCAACACAAUAUAAAAAUUAGAAAUUAUUAUUUCUAACUGAAAUAUAAAAUAAAAAUGUUAUUUCUCUCAC
Molecule: messenger RNA, 1297 nt
Organism: Erythranthe guttata (spotted monkey flower)
Lineage: Eukaryota; Viridiplantae; Streptophyta; Magnoliopsida; Lamiales; Phrymaceae
Source: RefSeq, a predicted model, not a curated record